Molecule: messenger RNA, 212 nt
Organism: Amoebophrya sp. A25
Lineage: Eukaryota; Dinophyceae; Syndiniales; Amoebophryaceae
Source: the annotation of a GenBank genome assembly
CGCCAACGGAGGCGCGGGUGGGCCGUCUCUUCUCUCGCAAGAGCCUUGCGGAAGGUGCGACCAUGGGCCAAAAAAGUACGAUGCCCGCUGCAAUGAUGUCCGGGGGUUUGAAGACGCACCGCAGGCACAACCGGCUGCGUGCGCGUGCGGAGAAGUCUUGGAGCUACAUGCAGCAGCGCGACUUCCGCCGGCGCCUAGACACAGUGCACCAC